Messenger RNA from Micropterus salmoides (largemouth bass), 1047 nucleotides. RefSeq names its product ribosome biogenesis protein wdr12-like. The record is from RefSeq and is a predicted model, not a curated record. The coding region runs from base 121 to 1032 and encodes 303 amino acids. The transcript has 9 exons. Gene Ontology annotation, biological process: maturation of LSU-rRNA from tricistronic rRNA transcript (SSU-rRNA, 5.8S rRNA, LSU-rRNA); maturation of 5.8S rRNA from tricistronic rRNA transcript (SSU-rRNA, 5.8S rRNA, LSU-rRNA). Gene Ontology annotation, cellular component: preribosome, large subunit precursor; PeBoW complex. Gene Ontology annotation, molecular function: protein binding. NCBI's taxonomy places the organism in Eukaryota, Metazoa, Chordata, Actinopteri, Centrarchiformes, Centrarchidae.
ACCACAUGGCACGACUACAUGCGCGUCAGAUGUGUUGUGAAGGAGCAGAUGAACAACUUAGCCAUAGCUUAGAUUCAUAUAGCUAACUUAGUCGUCUGUAAGAGGAAUACAUAGCUAAAAAUGUCGCAGUUACAAGCGAGGUUCUUCACGGAGAACAAAAGGUAUGUUGUGGAUGAUGUCCCAUUCUCCAUCCCUGCUAACUCUGAAGUGCAGGACCUCAGUAAUGUCAUCAACAUGCUACUGGAAGCUAAAAAUGCUUCUCACAGCAAAGUGGAUUUCGACUUCCUGGUCAAGGGUCAGUUCCUGCGAUCGUCGCUGGCCACUCAUAUGGAGGCAGAAGACAUAUCGACGGAAGACGUGGUGGAGAUAGAGUAUGUAGAGCGGAUCACAGCCCCAGAGCCCGAGGAGUGUAUGAUGCACGAUGACUGGAUUAGCUCUGUAGAUGCAGAUGCUGAAUGGAUCCUAACAGGGUCGUAUGACAAGACAGCCAGGAUCUGGUCUGUAGAGGGCAAGGCAGUGUUGACAGUGGCUGGACACACAGAUGUGGUGAAAGAUGUAGCCUGGGUCAAAAGAGAUGGUCUGACCUCUCUGCUUCUGACCGCCUCUCUGGACCAAAACAUCCUGCUGUGGGAGUGGAACUCCGAGAGGAACAAGGUGAAAGCCAGACACUGCUGUCGGGGACACACAGGGAGUGUUGACACUGUUUCCACAGACCCCACUGGCUCAAAGUUCUGCAGUGGCUCCUGGGACAAAAUGUUGAAGAUUUGGUCUGCAGUGCCCACAGAUGAGGCAGACGAGGUUGAAGAGCCUGCUGACAGGCCGAGGAAGAAACAGAAGACUCAACAGCUUGGCCUCACCAGGACGCCCCUGAUGACGUUAUCUGGACACAACGAGGCGGUGUCUUCUGUCCUGUGGUUCGACAGUGAGGAAGUUUGCAGUGCAUCAUGGGACCACACCAUCCGCAUGUGGGACGUCGAGACGGGAGCAAUGAAGACUACACUGGUGAGAAACGAGCAGUUGGUCAAAACCUGAACCAAUUCAAAUUGG